This is a messenger RNA of Aphis gossypii (cotton aphid), 3489 nucleotides long. RefSeq names its product polyhomeotic-proximal chromatin protein-like. Bases 490 to 1953 code for a protein of 487 amino acids. The record is from RefSeq and is a predicted model, not a curated record. Gene Ontology annotation, cellular component: PRC1 complex. The transcript has 4 exons. Gene Ontology annotation, molecular function: protein binding. Lineage: Eukaryota; Metazoa; Arthropoda; Insecta; Hemiptera; Aphididae.
CGCGCGCGCAGUCUGCCGUCUUAUACGUGUGUUCGUCGCGCUUGUGUUUUUCCGUCGUUUUUUUUCCGAUUUUUUUUUUUCACAACAAUAAUAUAACGAAACAUCGUUGAACAUUUUUUAAUUUUCCUUUUCUCAUAUCGUCUGAAAACGAUUGUUUUUACACUGCUAUUACAACGAUUCGUAACAUCAUUAUCAUAAUAUUAUAUUACUUAUCGUCUCUUCGUGCGUUGAAGUUGAAACGGAAUAAUCGCUUUAACGACGUUUAUCUUGAUCAUAAUAAGAUAAUAAUUAGUAUCGUGAUUUGCUCGAAUUAUAUUUCUGGUGUUUUUCUCUCUCUAUUCAGUGAUUACUUAACACGUUCACUACGUCUAAAGAAGAUAACGCGCGUUUUUGUUUUCAAAAUAACAUAUAAAAAGUUUGUAUUUUUUUAAAAAAGUUCUUGUUCUCGUUUUUAUCAAGUGUACCGAGGACUAUCAUGCCGGUGAUAACAUGAUGCGGGAUUUGGACGCAUCCAGCCCAGUCGUUUGGCCUCCAUGGUGUUAUUCAGUGGACAUCAAAAGAGACAUCGACUUGUUUGGUUUGCCGAAGAGCCGACGUUCGGGGGUCGGUAUGCAGAUCGAGCACCCAGUGAAUAACAACAACACGACCAGCGCCAACAACAACAGAGUGGCGACCGCGGCCGACGUGAAAACGGAACGCCUGAGCCCAGUGGUUGCGGCGGGCGGCGACUCUGCAUCGUCGCGUAGUGGCACGCCGUCUUCGUCGUGCUACCCCGGCACGCCGCCCAGCGUUUCGGCCACGGCCGACCGUGUGUCGAGUCCUGCGCCCAACCGAAACUGUAGUGACCUCAUACGAAGUCUGGCCGCCAAGUACCAGAAUGCCAAUCCCAGCGAGUACAUGCCUUCGCGGAACGGUUUAAACUUGGGUAUACUGUCAGCUGCGACGGCCGCUGCAGCAGCGGCAGCUGCCGCGGCCUCGUCGACCAAAGACAACGGCUGCGACGGAAGUCUACUGAACCCGGGAUUCCCGUUCGCGACACCCACCAUACCUGGAACCAACGUGCCAAUGUUCCCACCCAUGAUGGACAUGUCGUCCACGCAGGCGCUACUGUCCAUGGUCCGGUCUUCGCAGUUCGACGCCUUCAUGAGCGGAAAGACCGGCGGCGGCACCAAACGUCCUUGCUCUACCUCUUCGUCGUCGUCCAACCCACUGCACCCUCUCAACGUCGGCUCGGCGGCAGCGGCCUCGACGUCCGAACAGAACCCACUCGACCUUUCGUCGUCUUCGAGCCCGUGCAAAAAACCACGCAAAGGUCAUCCGUCUGCAGCAGGCCAAUGGGAGAGCGCCGCAGCUGCGGCCGGAUCGUUUGCCGAAACGUUCCUCAACAUACCGGCAUUUGGUCUGGCGCUGCAAAAGUCCCGGGAAAAGGUCGCGCUGACUUGCAAUGGUGUUGGUGGCAACAAUAAGCGGCUGGGCAGCGUGUCGCCGAAACCGUCAAAGGCACAGUCGAAACAGUCACCGUGCCAUCAGGGCGCUCCCAGCCGGGCGUUACCUUGCGCUUCGGCUUGUUCCGCUCCGUCAGCAACUAUCUCCGCCAAUGCCGAUAAACACACCUGCCCCAAUGCGGCCGAUAAGUCAACUGUAUCUUCGUGGACCGUGGAUGACGUGUGUGAUUUUGUCGGAACCAUUGACUUGUGCGCUGAGUACUCGCAGUGUUUCCGGGAGCAGUCGAUCGACGGGACAGCGUUGCCACUGCUUAGCGAGGACCACCUGACCGGAACCAUGAACAUGAAACUGGGACCGGCGCUCAAGUUCCGGGCCGUGCUCGCUCAGAAAUUGGGAAACUGCGCGGUGUGCAUGCACUGCGCCCACUGUCACGGGGCCCAAACACACGGUGCUGGGCGGCACAGCCCCGUCCCCGGCAACAAUAGUUCGUCGUCCGCUCAGUGUUGAACAGAUGAGCAACACCGUUCGUGUCGACGGCGUGGCCAAGUCCGUCCACUUUACACGCACAGGGUGUUCAAAAUGUUUGAAAAUGGAUACUAUAUAAUAUAUUGAAGCCCUGCGUGAGCGGUAGUAUUACCGUCAAGCGUUUAAAUUAUAUAAUAUAUACAUUCGCCUACAGUGUCCCUGCGAUUCGACGUUCGCUUUUCAAAACAAAUAUUAUCAUAUUGUCCAUUAAAUCAUAAUAUUAUUAUGUGUUAUAACUUAUAAUAUAAGACGAUGUGUUUAGGAAAAAAUCGUGUUCAUGUCUGUCGAGUUGAAACAAAAAAUGCAUUAUUAAAAUCAUGGUAAAUUCCAAAAGUCAUUGAUUUAGCCGUUUUUCUGACUUGUUUUUCUCGCAUUGGAUUUAUCAGUAUUUUUACGCGUAGGUAGUAUGUACUAAUUUAAUACAUUUAAUAAUUUAUCGCAUACGAUUUGACAGCUGAUGGUAAUUUUUAUUAUUAUUACUAUUACUAUUUUUUUUUUAGCUUUUGUUAAAAUUUUUACUAUUGUUUUACUUAAAUAUUCUAUUACGCGUCUAAUGUCUUUAUUAUAAUAUUAUUUGUACGUAGUUAGUUUAGUUUAAAAUUGAUAUUGUAUAUUUUAUGAAAUAUUACAUAGUUCUCUGUUGAUUAUUAUUAUUUUCUUUUUAAGUUUCUUGAAAUUAAUAUUAUAGUGCGGAUUGGUCGUAUUUGGUUUAAAGUUAUAACGUAAGUAGGUAAUAUUGAUUAACAAGUGAACACAAUAUAUAGAGCGUUUUUCUCAGGUGAUAUCUUGAAAAAUUUAAAACAAUUUAAGAACUUGCUAAUUAACAUUAACUUUUGUUAACCGUUGUGAAAAUCAGUAUUGAGUUUUAAAAUAAAUACCUUACAUAAAUUGUUCUACUUUAAUGCUCAAUAUUAUCCGAUUAUACCCGAGUAUAUAAUAAUAUAAUGUGUUCUCUAAAAAUAUUCAAAUCGUUUACACAAUGUACAGUUUACACAGUGCCUUAGUGCCUAUUUGUUUUGUAUUAUAUUUAUACCUAUAUAUGUAUAUUUUUUUUAUGUACAACAGUUGAAUUAUAUAAUUCCAAUUCAAUAUAAAUUGGUUUAUGUUUUUAUUUUGAAAAUUAUAAAUCGUAUUAAAUAUUUUUUACCAAUUUAAAUUUAUUUUGUGACUAAUGAAUUAUACAGAAAAAAAAUUAAUAUAGUGUAUAAAUAUUUUUUGAUACAAUUAAUAUUUGUGGACUGUUGAAAUUUGUUUAGUUAUUUUUUUUUUAUAUAUAUAUAUAUAUAUUAUUAAUUAAAACAUUGUAAUUGAGAAAAACAAAAUUUUCUCGGAUUAUCAGGGCUGAUCUAGUGCAAUUUUCAUAUGUAAAUUAUUACGAUGAUUUCAAUACAAUGUAAUCAUAAAUAGGUAGUAAUUGCAUACGUGUACGGCAUUUUUUUGUUUGAUUUUUUUUGUUCGAUUAUGUAAAAAAAUAAAACAAAAAAAAUAUAAGCUGUUAUAAAGCUAUAAUAUAAUAUA